CUUUGAAACUGCAGGUAUUAGAAUGAACUCAUUAGUAGUAGCGUCACUCAUUGCUAGUCGUAGUGCUGUGUAUUCUAGCAGAUCUAUUGGAACUUCCACUUUUUGUUUGGCAGCAUCAUCGAUUUUGGCCACUCGAAUUUCUCCUACAAAUACGACAAUACCAUGCAUGCCAUCACUGCGUAAUUUUUCAACGUCUAUGAUCCAAUCUGAUUUACAUUCUACAACAAUUGCAUUGGAAUCUGAUGUGUCAAAAGAUUCCAAGCCAUUGGACAACAAGGCACAAGUAGCGGCCUUUUCAGCUCGUACUGGCAUUUUGUUUGACACUCCUGAUAUCCUGUCACUUGUAAUGACCCAUAAAUCAGCCCAUCUUGAAAGCAACGACAGAUAUGUUUAUUUAGGCUCGACUGUUCUCAAAACCUUUGUUACAGAAUAUGUACUGGCAAAGUACCCUUUGAUGCAAGCUGAUAUUGCAGAAAGAGUGAUUGAAGCGUAUAUCUCCACUAGUGUGGUCGCUAGUGUUGGACAGACUCUUGGUGUGCAUCUCUUGAUGAGAUGGAAGGGAUCGACUGAUGCAAAUAGCAAUGCCGUGAGCGAUGGUGUCAAUACUGUUCGAGCCUCUGUCAUGCAUGCACUGAUUGGUGCUGUAUAUCAGCACAAGGGACCACAUGCUGCACGCACCUUGAUUCACAAGCACUUUCUUUCUCGAGCGACUGAUGUGCAAAGCAUUGUUGAAGCUCAACUCAAGAUGGAUAAGCCACGUAAGCUGCUGGCUAUUACAUGCAAAAACCUUAAAAAACCCAAACCCAUCUCAAGAUUACUUGGUGAGACUGGUCGUCUUUCUUCACGCUCUGUCUUUUUAGUCGGCGUGUAUUGUGGAAUCGAAAAGAUUGGAGAAGGCUAUGGAUCUUCAAUCAAAAUGGCAGAACAGAGAGCAUGUAUUGAUGCCCUGAGCAAACACUUUUUGACGCAAAUCAAGGAUAUUACUCUUCCUUCGGAUACAACCACAGAUUCAGAAGAAACCACUACUUUUUUUGAAAAACUGCCUGAACAAUAAUUAAACGGUUAAAAUGUUUUAC
Messenger RNA from Batrachochytrium dendrobatidis JAM81, 1076 nucleotides. RefSeq names its product mitochondrial 54S ribosomal protein YmL3. The record is from RefSeq and is a predicted model, not a curated record. Bases 23 to 1054 code for a protein of 343 amino acids. Gene Ontology annotation, molecular function: ribonuclease III activity; structural constituent of ribosome; double-stranded RNA binding. NCBI's taxonomy places the organism in Eukaryota, Fungi, Chytridiomycota, Chytridiomycetes, Rhizophydiales. Gene Ontology annotation, biological process: RNA processing. The transcript is spliced from 7 exons. Gene Ontology annotation, cellular component: mitochondrion.